This is a messenger RNA of Dinoponera quadriceps, 5121 nucleotides long. RefSeq names its product phosphorylated CTD-interacting factor 1 (gene Pcif1). Lineage: Eukaryota; Metazoa; Arthropoda; Insecta; Hymenoptera; Formicidae. Gene Ontology annotation, cellular component: nucleus. Bases 432 to 2627 code for a protein of 731 amino acids. The transcript is spliced from 6 exons. Gene Ontology annotation, molecular function: mRNA (2'-O-methyladenosine-N6-)-methyltransferase activity; RNA polymerase II C-terminal domain binding. The record is from RefSeq and is a predicted model, not a curated record.
UCAAGCAAAUGGCGUCGUACAGGUGGAGAUCGUUGCGUCAAAUUACACAAAUCAUGAAUGAAUUCUAAGUGUCGUGGCAUAUUUCUCUAGAAUUGAGAGUAUCGUCAGUCUCGGUAAGCCCCCUUUCGACCGCGGUGCAAUUAACGUAAGCGAGACCGCUCGCGCGACGGGGAAAAACUCCUAUUUUCCUAGGCGUUCGCCUAGUAUGUAAACAAACAUCGUGUCGCCGUCAGUGCUGUCAGGCGAUUUGUGAAUCGUGAUGUUCUCUGAAACCUCGUAACAAUUGGAAAAUCGCCCGCGGCUCCUCCUACCGCAGUUCAUAUUUACGAUCGCAAAUCGGAGUCAAGUGGAAACAACUGCUGUUGUGCAACCUGCAACAUACCUCUACCACACGGCAUCAUAGUACUCAGCAACAAAGUGCAUAUCACAAAAUGAACGAAGUAAGCGGAGGAAAGCAAGACAUACCUAAUACCUCAAGCUGGGAAACCUUGUCUGGGCAGUCGGUAUCUUCAAUGCCAACGAUGCAUCAUCAUCCGACACUACAGCAAGACCCGAACCCGACAGUAGCACAAGUUAUAGUUCCUACACCUGUUAAGCUUCAACCACCUAUGUUAACGCCAGCACAAACUGAUCAUUGUCCGCAACUCGGUCAUAUGCAGCAACCACCCCUGAUAACUCAGGGUGCGCCACCAGGAAGCUUCCCGGAGCCUGAGUUAUCGGCCGAGCUUCAGCAGCAAGGUUGGAAGAAAUUCUGGAGCAAGAGGGAAAGUCGGCCGUACUUCUGGAAUAAAUUGACCGGAGAAUCUCUCUGGGUGAUACCUUCCCUGAAGCCUCAGUUCGAUCCGAUCACGGAUCCGCUCGGCAUCUGUGGUGUGCCGCCUAUACCGGGGAACGGAGCUAUUCCAGCUGGUACUCCGGCCGGCACGUUGAAACGCCGCGCGUCGGAAGACGGAGCGGUCCCACCGCCGAAGAAAUUCGUAUUGGCGGGCCCGUGGGACUUGGAGAUACCCACGAACGUCAUAAUAUACGAGAGAGCGCCGUCGAAUUUGCCGCACGUCCAUCCCGAGGCGGAAGCGAUGCGAUGCGCUUUGCUGUCGAAGCUGCGACAGUGUUACCAGGAGCUGUGUCACACCCGCGAGUCCAUAGACGCGCCUAAGGAUUCCUUCAACAGGUGGCUGAUGGAGCGUAAGGUGAUCGACUGCGGCUCGGACCCGCUGCUACCGAGCCAAUGCUUCCCCGAGAUCUCGAUGUCCAUGUAUCGCGAGAUCAUGAACGACAUCCCCAUCAAGCUGGUGAGGCCGAAAUUCACGGGCGACGCGAGGAAACAGCUGUCGCGCUACGCCGAGGCCGCGAAGAAGAUGAUCGAGUCGAGGGCGGCGUCCUCCGAGAGCCGGAAGGUGGUCAAGUGGAACGCGGAGGACACCUUCCAGUGGCUGAGACGAACGGUGGGCGCGACGUUCGACGACUUUCAGGACAGGCUCGCCCACCUCAAGCGACAGUGCCAGCCGCACCUCACGGAGACCGUGAAAGCCAGCGUCGAGGGCAUAUGCCUCAAGAUCUAUCAUCUCUCCACGGAAUACGCGAAGAAGGUGAAGGACAAGAACAACCAGAUCCUCAAGGACAACGGCCUAGGUGACGUCAUACCGCUCGGCGGGCCGGCCAGCACGCAGAGAAAAGUUUGGUGUUAUCCAGUGCAAUUCUCCCUACCGACGCCGAGACUAUCUCAGGUGGACUACCUGCCCGAGCGUGAGCAGACGAUGCUGCGCUUUCACGGCGACGCCAUGUGUAUCAACAACAUACACCUCACUAAGCUGGAACACUUGUACAGGUACAACUGUUUCGACGACAAAAAGUUCGAGAUGUUCCUGCCACGAGUGUGGUGCAUGCUGAAGCGUUACCAGACGUAUCUCGGGAUGAACGAGGGCCAGGCCACUCAGAUGGCCCUCCCGGUCACGGUGUUCGAAUGCCUCCAGAGAUCGUUCGGGGUAACGUUCGAGUGUUUCGCCUCGCCCCUGAACUGUUACUUCCGGCAGCACUGCUCGUCUUUCGCCGACACAGACUCGUACUUCGGCUCGAGGGGGCCGUUCUUGGACUUCAGGCCGGUCAGCGGCUCGUUUCAAGCGAAUCCGCCGUACUGCGAGGAACUCAUGGAAGCGAUGGUCAAUCACUUCGAACGUCUCCUGGCCGAUUCCGCGGAACCUCUGUCGUUCGUGGUGUUCCUGCCGGAAUGGCGGGACCCGGCACCCAACGCGCUCAUCAAGCUCGAGGGGAGCCACUUCAAGCGCAAGCAGGUGGUCGUGCCCGCUAUGGAACACGAAUACAGACACGGAUUCCAACAUAUUCUUCCGAAAGGUGAAGUCAACAUCCGGGCGGCGCACGGUACGUUGGUCGUGUGGUUGCAAAACCCAGCAGGUGCUGCGCGUUGGGGACCGACGGAGGAGCGGGUUGAGGCCUUACUGGAAGCGUGGCGACCAGGUCGGGAGCGGGAACGAGACAGGCAGGAACUUCUCUCCCCGCCGAGGCAAGCUCAUCAGCCGAUACCGUCAACGCCAGUGCCUGUACCAACGACGCCGACUACGCCGACGAUUGUGCCACCAGUGCAGACAUUGCCCACUCAUCCCAUAUAAUUUUGUUGAGCGAUCUUCGAGAAGAGGAGAAACACGUAUAAAUAUAGUCCCGCAAAUAAAUUCAAACAGUUGAGAAAAAGAGGUACGAAAUUUAUACCUUGUAAAAUAACGAAAACACUCUCUCGUGGAGGAGAUCCGUUUUGUACUACCUUAUUAGUGACUAUGAAAUUGGCAAAAGUAUAAGGUGUAAAGAUAGAAGAGAGAUUAAGAGAUUAGAUUAUCGUGUGCGAGGAAAUUGCACAAUCAACAUAGAAACACGUAUGGACAUUAUAAUUAUAGUCGCCUGCCAGCGACGGUUUGUGCUAAUGAGACAAGACCCAUUGUGAUCGUCCUUUAUAUUUCUCAAACGAUCUCGUAGAAAUCGUUUCUAUCGACAACCAAUGCUUGGUCGGUCUCCUCGUUCGACAUUGAAACGGAAUCAGAUUCCGUUGUCUCAGCGUUAACAAAUAGCAAAAAAUUACUAUAGAAAAUACAUUGAGAAAUAUGCAUCUAAUUACAUCUGCUAUAUAUAUAUAUAUAUAUAUAAAGAGUUCACUUAUCAACACUCAAACAAACGCACAUCGCAGAAAGUCUAAGUUUGUCAGUUUGGACAGUUAAUUGUUGUCAGAUACUGCAUUGGACUUUGUGACGCUUGUGGCGCUUGGAACAUUACAAGAUAAAAACACCAAUGCCUGAACGCGUACUUAACUGCGGACAUUUUUGUUGUUUUGGUUUUUUAAACAUAAAAUAUUUGCAUAUAUUCAAUAUACGUAUAUAUAUAUAUAUUCUAUGUUGAAAGUUUGAGUAUUCAUUUUAAACACCAAACAAUAUAAAUGCCCCAAGUUAUAACCCAGAAGUGUGUGUCCAGGUAUUCGUAUUUUUUACCUUGUAUGAUACUUGCUAUGCAAGAUAAAAUUGGCACUAUUGCGAAUGUUAAAAGAAACUGAAUUUACGUAACAAAUGUACAGGCGUAUGUGUAUGUGUGUAUGUGUGCGAACAUGGGUAGGCAUAUACGCGUUACUUUAGAUUAUCUGCUCGUCUAUCGUCGAGAGGGAAACUUUUAUCGGAAGAAAUCUUGGAAUAAUAACAUCGUUGCAUUUUUAACCAUGACAAUCUUUUUCUUUUAAUACAAAGGAAUACGCGAAGGAGGGGGAGGAGGGAGGGGGUAACUACUCAUUUUAUUUUAAACAACUUUAUCAGUGCAAUAUUUUCUAUCGGUCUGUAUCUGAUAUCUAUAAACAGAUAGCAGCGUAUAGAUCGAACUUCCCCGAAAGAAAUGCAUGUUUUUAUUCUUUAAUGAAUACACGUGUUGUAUAGAAACUAUAUACUUAUUACGCAAUCAUAUGCUUUUGUACUAUUUUUUUCUGAUAAGUAGACACUCGACUUUAUCCGAUGAUUCGUUUGAGUUAUGUUCGUGUACUCACUGCCAGUAUUGAAGAUCUAACAUGAAUUAUAUAUAGAUUUCCACUAUUGGUAAAUAUACGAACACAGACUUGGUGUAAUCUUCUGUACAGCCUUUUUCAGUGAAUAGAGAGAUUCUACGAAAGUUCUUGGUAGAAAGACAAUUUUAAAAUGCCAUCGAGGAUAUAUUAUAAAUUCCCACAAUCUUUUUCACAUCAAGCAUAUCUGUAACGAACAUAGAGCGUAUAUCGAGAGGAUAGAUAAAUUACUUAGAAGCAGAUAGGUAUGAAAUAACAAAGCUACACGCACACCCGUAAAUAAUACGCCGGAGAUAUCACGCGUAUACGUGUACGUUAGUACGUUGAGUUGAUUUUAUUAAAAAUAUUUGUGGUCUACGGUCUUUUUAACGAGCGAGUUUAAGUCGACAUGUCGGCCACACUUCUCAUUAAAAGAGAGAAACCAUAUUUACAUCUCUUAUAAAUUUUGUAUAUUUUUAUUAAGAGAGUACGUGUGCUAAAUAUACGCUAGAGAGGAGUAGAGUGUGUACAUACACAUGUGCAUAUAGGCGCACACAUGCCCAUGCGCGUGCGUGUGUAUAGCCAUCUUUAGCAUACGUAAAUUUAUACAUAUAUAUAUAUAUUUAUAUAUAUAUAUAUAUAUGUUACAUAAUUGAUAUAGUAAGUAAGACAAUACGUAAAAUAUAAGUUAAGAAUUUUGUGAGAUACUGUGUUGUUUUACAGGCAAAAACGAUUAGGUAUAUUCGCGAUUAGGUCGUAUUACAUCUUAAUAGAGUCGAAGAAUAAGAAAUUUUUCUUGUAAAUCUUUACAUUUUAGUGGCUAGUAUACGUUCCAUCCGGGGAAAUUAUACUUUUCCUACGUUUAAUCGUUCUAUUAGGUUAAAAUUCAAUCUUACUUAUCACAUCUGCGCGAGCUUUUUGCCGUGAACAUAAUUACAUUUAUUGUAGGGCGUGAGAUAAUUAUUGCUUUUCGCUACACGCUUUAUUGUUGCGCGACACUUACGGUUUUCCCCUUCUUCAUUCUUUCCUUUCUCGACCGUGACUGUUUUUUUUUUUUUCUAAUUAUCUCAUGCAUUUUACUUGAGUCUGCUAUAAUU